UCUUAAUAUGCCUCAAAAGCAGAAUUUUACGCCAAGGAAAAUAAUGAAAGAACCUAAGAAAGCGAAUUUGUUUAGGAAAAUAUCAGAGAUUUGCAAUGUUCUCCCUUAUUUUGGACCAAUUGAAAACUGAGACUUAUUGAUGACCACUUUUAGCACCAACUCAAGGAAGAUAUGGAAUGAUAAUAUCAAGAUAUGGAUCAGAAUUUUGAAGGAUACAUUGGUACCAACCAAAAUUACCCAUGAAAAUAUCAAAGAGCACACUGAUAUAUAUUCCAACCAUAUUUACACCUACAAACUUGAUUUUAAUAUCAAAGAAGUACUAGAAGACCAGAAGAUAAUACUAUCUUUUCUGAAGAGUUUAAAGAAUCCGAUCCAAGUGACCUCUUUCCUUAUCAAACCGUACAUUUCUAGUGAGAUAUCUGAGUUUCCGGAUGAAUCUCUUAAUGAGUCACUAAAGAUAUUUUCAGAAGCUCUCGGAUUGCCAGUCGGAAAUAGAGAUAGUUCAAAGAUUUCUAGAAAGAAUUUAGCUUUCAGUCCAAUUUUCCAAGUUCCUUUUAAGAUGUCUUCAUCGUCACUCAAUUCAGGCCUGUUAGUUCAGUAUCCAAGUGCUGGGAGCAGUUGGAGCUUAAGCAACAAACGCCAGCUAAUUUUGAAGAAUAUUACAUUUCAAGGGAUAUUCCUCCUCGCUUGAGAGAAGGUCACUAAGGAAGAACAAGAGAGAUUAAGUAAAGUGACCACUAUCGAGAUUGUCGAGAGGAUGUGGUGAACAUUGCAGACUGAAAGAGCAUUUACAGAAAUGAAUACCGUACUUAGAAAGUACCUUCCAAACCUUACUCACAUAUGGCUAAAAAACGAGUCACUCCAAACUCUUCUAGGCCAAAUCGAGUUAAUGAAGCUAUUCCUAGACCUAAACGCCACUAUCCAUUGCCCUCCAGGCCCUCUUCACAACACAUAUCACACAACUCUCUACUCCUCUUCAGCUUACUUCAAAAACUCAGUGAUGUUCAUGUCAGAAGAAAUUGUUACCUCAGCCAUAACAGUAAAAGUGACUGGGAAAAUGCACCUUAGUUCAGAUAGACUUUUUAUAGAAGAAGGAUAUAUUACAAAAUUCAGGAAACCUAGGAAUGCAGAGAUUGAUUUAGAAGAGCAAUCAGAAAUAAGAUGUUACUCUUUUGACACAUUGAUUGUGAACUUUAUCAUGGUCAAGCUGAAAGAUUUAGAGAAGAUAGAAAUAGAAUAUGCAACUUUAUCAAGAGGCAGUGGACGAUUGAAAAUGCUUGAUGGGAAUAAAGAAGGUCUUAUAGCUUCUGAGAAGCUUUUUAAAGGUUUGAAUAAGCAAUGAAUUGUAAAAAUCACCAACCCACUAAACCAUUCCUUCAAACCUCUCAAGACCUCCAAACACUCCCGCAACACUCCUCAGCCUUACCCUAACCUCCCUUCUUUCCUAACAAAACCUUCAAAAUCCCUCCCUCACAAAAUCGAACUAGAUAUCCCAAUGCCUUCAUGUCCAAUUUCGAAACCCUUGGCUUGCCUUGAUCAUAUCUCUUCGCUUCACCUGAUCAUGGAGGCUUGGCAAGCCAAGCCUCCAUGAUUAGUAGAGACCUUAAGGGAAAUCCUUAGGUUACCCAACUUGGCUUCAGUGAAAAUCAGGAAAAAGACUCCAAAAGCGUUCGAAAUCAAGAAGAAAUCUCCCCAAAGUGGGAUCUCAAGUAGAAAGCUGUUGAGGCAGGCAGACCUGCCGGUCAGCCUGCCUGUAAGCUUUGAUAAUUUAUAAACAUUCAUGGUAUUUUAUGAAGGAUUGUGGCUUCAAGGGUAGUCAAGCUUUGGUUAAUGCUCUUUAAAAUUUAUUUAGCUUGCUUUAUGAUUGGAAUUGCUGUAAACAAAGAUCCAUAUUAAAUCUUCAAUUUAUUAGAAAUUUA
This is a messenger RNA of Moneuplotes crassus, 1919 nucleotides long. The record is from the annotation of a GenBank genome assembly. Lineage: Eukaryota; Ciliophora; Spirotrichea; Euplotida; Euplotidae.